GAUGCUCAACUGUUGAGCCAUGCAGAUCAACAGAAUAAUGGAAUUAAGAAACCUAUCCAGAAUUUCACAAUACCAAUCACACAGGCCCUGAACCAAAAUCUGAGCAGACAAGGGCAUUUAGAAAAAGAACCUUGGAAUACCUUCAGCCAUGAUAGCCCGGUUAAUGUCUCCAUGGAUGGAAUUCCCUGCAUUCUCUUUUGGGCCAAAAGAAUAACAAUUAAGUUUAAGAACCAGACCUGGCUGGAUCUUACAGAGGAAGCUUUUGGCCAGAAGGCAACAGUGGAUGCUAACAACUCAAAUUGCGGUGAAGAAAGUGCCAAGUUGUCUCUGAAAUUUGAUGAUGCUGAAAAUUCCAAAGGUCAUGCUAUAAGAUUCACCUUUACCAAUUACAACGAGUUUUCCAUGCAGAACUGGUUUAGUUUGCACCGGGUUGAGAUUAUUUUUAAUAAUUCAAUCCAAGCCACUUUUAAUGCAGCCGGCAUAUGUGCUCCAUCGAGUUAUUCCUGCCACUGCCAGCGCGUCAGCAGCCCACAGCAGUGUGAUGCCCUCUUGUUGCCCAGUGACAUGGAGGAUGUGUCAGGCCUGUGGGAGGUCACUUUUGUGGAUCUCCAGAGCCAAGGCUUUACCAUCAAGGGGGGACAAUUUGCCAAGGCCCGAGACUGUACCUCUUCCUUCUCGCCAGCCAUUCUGAUUGGCCGGGCCCUGCCCCUGAUGCUGCUGCUGGUCCUGGCCUACACCCUGCACAUGCUCAUCUACCUGCGGUGCCUGGCCCGGCACUAUGAUUUCAUCGCCUCUCUAGCCCACUUCCCCCAGUUGAAGGCUCGAGAUGCAGCAGAAGAGAAGGAGCUGCUGAGCAGCCAGGGAGUUGAAUGCUAUGAACUGAGAACCCAACAGAUCUGCAAAAUGAAUGUUUAGCAGCCCAGGAUCUGCUCCCUCACAAAGUCCACAGCGGGCUCUGGAAGGAGUUGUUCCUAUUCUGUGCUGUUUGACUUCUGAUGCAAGGUUUUCACCAGAUGGCUUGAUUAAAAAAAAAGAAAAUACA
Messenger RNA from Miniopterus natalensis, 1042 nucleotides. NCBI's taxonomy places the organism in Eukaryota, Metazoa, Chordata, Mammalia, Chiroptera, Miniopteridae. The record is from RefSeq and is a predicted model, not a curated record.